GGGAGAACUUGCUUGCUGUCCCAACUUUUUUGUCCGGGAUUGUGGCUUGCCUCCCAAAAUAAAGCUCGUUCAAUGCAAUCUCGUGAAAUACUCGGUUGUAAAUGCGCUUAAGCUUGAUUAUAACUUUCUGCCCUCGAGGACCUUCAAGGGUAGAUGUCCUGAAAAUAUUUCCGCUUGCAGAUCCUACUGAUACUUUACUUACUUCGGGGUUUUUGCGAAUUCCGCAUUUCCAAGAAUUGUGCGAAACCGCAUUUAGUUUGAGCAGCGGGUAGCCCCCAGAGAGUUCGAGCAGACGGUGGCUGACUUUGUGGUUAGUAUAAAGAAACAUUAUAAGGAGUGAAAUCGCUAAUGUAGAUGUUUGGAACGCUUCUUUGGCCGUUCAUCUUCUAUCUGGUCGCCAGCUCUUCCAUUCUGGAUCAUAUUUUCUUCUGGCUGUGUCGUUUGAUGCCGGGAGGGAGAAAAUUUGCCACUUUAAAGGCUAGUUGCCCGCCGAGUAUUCGAAGUCUUCAGAACGCCGUGCGAGGUUAUCGGAACGGAUCUCCUCCAUCUAGUGGUGGAAUACAUUCGAUUUCUUCAUUAUUGACAAUACCUCCAUUGUACCACUACCCUCAUCCAAAUUUGCCUGUGUUUACCUCAAUGGGUUUCGAAGUCCUAUUCCUUUGCUAUCUUGUCAGCGCUCUUGUACUUCAACAUGUCAAUAUCUACAAAACGAAUAUUCACAUGGUUGACGUACACCUCAUGUGGUUUGUUGCUGUUUUCCUAAGCCGAAGAGUCGUGUGGCAGGUUCUUGGACAGACACUGGCUUCAGAGGUGCUUUACACUGUUAAGUAUUUUGUUGGUGUUUUCAUGAAGGGUGCAGCACUUCUCACACUUGUGUCAGGCUUUGCAUGGUUGUCAUGGAGACUUAUUCAGCAGAACAGCAUUCAGAAUUGUCUCUUCCUCUGUUACCCGUUAGUGAUGUACUUAUUUACAUUUGGCUUCACCUUGGACCCUCAAGGAAGUAAAGUAAUGCUUAAACUAAGCCCUCAUCAGGAGCUAGGACCUUUAUCACAGCUACAGCUGUUACAAAGCAGUCUCCUCGAUAAAGGUAUCAUGGUGAAUGGAAACGCUAAACAGGAAAUUCCAGCGCCACAGCCGUGUUCUCUGCCACCUGACGCCGUCCGGUACGAAGCCGAAUGCCUACGGACAGAUUUUAAUCUUCGAAUAAAACAAGUUCUGUUUCAGUCACUUGUAUGCGCGUAUUAUGUUGGUUUUAUUCCAAUGAAGUUUUCAGAGCAACAUUACGUGUAUUACGACAUGUGGUGGGCUUGUCAACACACGCUGUUUGUAUGGCUGAGUUCUCUUCUAAUGCUUAUGAUGUUUCUGUUACCGCUCAACUACUGUGACGCCCUACACAAGUGUGCACUGCAUCUUGGGGGAUGGGAGAGAUAUCCAUGCGGGCACCGAGACACGCCGCACGUAUGGUCAGCAUUAACAGUAUGGCCCCAGGGGGUCCUAGUACGACACGGUAAACUACUUUACAGAGCGCUUGGUAUCCACAAUGUAGCUAUCCCAGGAGACUCGCAUCAUGGGAGAUUUUUUUUCAUGUUUGAAUCUCCUUUGCGACUUAUUAACUGGAUGUCUGCAGUUCUCCUCUUACUCGUCCUAUAUCAACUCUUUAUGAUCACGCGGUCCCAUUCUUGGCACCAGCUCCUCUCGGUCACAGGGCUUCUGGCGUUUAACUACCUGAUACUCUACCGGCUUUUCCGGGAUCGCUGGGCACUCCAGGCAGUGGUGCGAGAGAGAACGGGAAGUUGAGCCCCUAAUUAUAGACCUGCUAUAUCGGUUUGAAGUGCGAGAAUUCGAUUAGUUAUAACGGAUGUGGUAUUCAGGCGUAGUGUGUCACAAUAUUUUCUCUCUUUAUACUUACAGUUACCAUUUCUUUCUAUCGCUAUAUGCUAAGCUAAUAUAUUGUUCUUCUUUCUACACAUUAUUCUUUUAUUUCGCUUUAUCGUUUUCCAGUUCUUUUUCCUUAGUUCGUGAGCUUAAGGGAGGUCUGCAUUUGAAUCUCUUUUCAACUGCUUUUGAACCAUUUCCUAACAUAGUUUCUCUGCGGUAAACAAGCUUAUGUUUUCGAGGAAUUCCGCAGCUUUGAAGGUUUAUUUAUUAUUUAUUAAAUAUCGUGGAUACAAAAAUGAUAAAAUGAUAUACAAGGAUACAGUAGAGCCUUCUUGUGAUAUUCAAUUAACUCUUCAAGAAAAAUAACAUUUAAAGUACCUGCUUCAAAGAAUGGCAGUGAACCUUGUUCGCUUUAAAAUAGUCUUGCCGCGAAAAACUGAGGGUGGGCAAGGAUUCAUCGGUUCCUUUGACGCACCUUAGACCACUGAUCUUGACCCAAAUCAUACCAAAGGAACGCACCCUUUAAUCGGUUGACGUAUUCUAAAUCGUCGUUUUGGUUCGGCGUGUUUUAAAUUGACGUCUGAUCUCUUCUCUUGUAGUCUUUGUUCUCCGCUAAAUUCUGGAUUUGACAGUGUUUUACGGCUUCUCGUUAUAGAAAAUUUAUCCCCAUCGCUUCUCCUUGAGCAACUGCCCACUUCUAUCCUAAAAUCAUUUUUUUCUUCCGAAAUGCAGCUCUUCUAGUUGAACUUGGCUGAUAGUUACCCCUCUGGUAGCAUUAUCAAUAUGCGAUGGAUUCUCCACAUUUCCUACAAAUUCGCAUAAUUUAAAAGCGAACUAAAAAGAUUUAUUUUGGGCAAUCAUUCGUCAUUUAACAGGUCUGCGUGUAAUUUGGAAUAUCGCGAACGAUAAGAAAUCGAACAUUUUGACGCAAGUGUUUUCAAACCAUAAGUUUCUUUUCAAAGCAAGAUAUGGCUAUCGCCUGCAAACGCACUCCGUUGUAGCUAGUCGCAUUCCAUCUGCAACUAUCGGCUCCAAAGUUAACUGUAGAACAAAGUUUGUUUUAAUGUCACAACUGGUAAUUUAUAGAAUAAAAAGGUAUUCAUCUGAGAGAA
This is a messenger RNA of Orbicella faveolata, 2990 nucleotides long. RefSeq names its product transmembrane protein 39A-like. Gene Ontology annotation, cellular component: membrane. The record is from RefSeq and is a predicted model, not a curated record. Lineage: Eukaryota; Metazoa; Cnidaria; Anthozoa; Scleractinia; Merulinidae.